Molecule: messenger RNA, 2405 nt
Organism: Galeopterus variegatus (Sunda flying lemur)
Lineage: Eukaryota; Metazoa; Chordata; Mammalia; Dermoptera; Cynocephalidae
Gene: KCNS3
Product: potassium voltage-gated channel, delayed-rectifier, subfamily S, member 3
Exons: 3
Coding region: 456-1931 (491 amino acids)
Biological process (GO): protein homooligomerization; potassium ion transmembrane transport
Cellular component (GO): membrane; voltage-gated potassium channel complex
Molecular function (GO): voltage-gated potassium channel activity; protein binding
Source: RefSeq, a predicted model, not a curated record
AGUGCAGAGAGGCCGGCGAUGCCCUCUGGACCACACGCUGCCCAUGGCGAGGUCCUGGUGUGUUCCUCGACCUCGGCCGAAGGCAUCUCCCUCUGACUCCCUCUUGCAUUCGCCCUUCGGAAAGGGGACCCGACUGUUUCGUUCCCCUUCUGCGUAGGAAGGGCAUAAGCUUGGUGCGUAUGUCCAGCCACCUCUUCUGACUUGGUGAGAGUGAUUUUCCAGUGAUUGCUUUGGCCUGUACAGCCAGAGAACAGGAUUCUUCUCUUCUUUUUGCCCACUAAAUGCCUGUGUGCACCACACAUUCCUGUGAACGAGGAAGGCUGGAGCUUCUUGGAUGACGAUGAACAUCCCACUGGGCAGGAUGAGGGCAGAGUGUGUGACGUUGCCACCACAAGGGUGUGGCCUGAUCUUCCUCGUCGCCCUUCCCAGCCAGCGCCCUGCCUUCUGUAUCCACCAUGGUGUUUGGUGAAUUUUUCCAUCACCCUGGACAAGACGAGGAACUUGUCAACCUGAAUGUGGGGGGCUUUAAGCAGUCUGUUGACCAAAGCACCCUCCUGCGGUUCCCUCACACCAGACUGGGGAAGUUGCUAACUUGCCACUCUGAAGAGGCCAUUCUGGAGCUGUGCGAUGACUACAGCGUGGCUGACAAAGAGUACUACUUUGAUCGGAACCCCUCCUUGUUCAGAUACGUGCUGAAUUUUUACUACACUGGGAAGCUGCAUGUCAUGGAGGAGCUGUGCGUGUUCUCCUUCUGCCAGGAGAUCGAGUACUGGGGCAUUAACGAGCUCUUCCUCGACUCCUGCUGCAGCAAUCGCUACCAGGAGCGCAAGGAGGAGACCCAUGAGAAGGACUGGGAGCAGAAGAGCCAGGAGGUGAGCACCGACUCCUCGUUUGAAGAGUCGUCCCUUUUUGAGAAAGAGCUGGAGAAGUUUGACAAGCUGCGGUUCGGUCAGCUCCGGAAGAAAAUCUGGAUUCGAAUGGAAAACCCAGGCUACUGCUUGUCUGCCAAGCUGAUCGCCAUCUCCUCCCUGAGUGUGGUGCUGGCCUCCAUCGUGGCCAUGUGCAUCCACAGCAUGUCGGAGUUCCAGAACGAGGAUGGGGAGGUGGAGGACCCGGUGCUGGAAGGUGUGGAGAUCGCGUGCAUCGCCUGGUUCACCGGGGAGCUUGCCAUCCGGCUGGUUGCCGCUCCCUGCCAAAAGAAAUUCUGGAAAAACCCUCUGAACAUCAUCGACUUUGUCUCCAUCAUUCCCUUCUAUGCCACGUUGGCGGUGGACACCAAGGAGGAAGAGAGUGAGGACAUUGAGAACAUGGGCAAGGUGGUCCAGAUCCUUCGGCUUAUGCGGAUUUUCCGUAUACUAAAGCUUGCCCGGCACUCGGUAGGACUUCGGUCUCUAGGUGCCACCCUGAGACACAGCUACCAUGAAGUAGGGCUGCUGCUUCUCUUCCUAUCUGUGGGCAUUUCCAUCUUCUCUGUGCUGAUCUACUCUGUGGAGAAAGAUGAGCACACGUCCAGCCUCACCAGCAUCCCCAUCUGCUGGUGGUGGGCCACCAUCAGCAUGACCACGGUGGGCUAUGGCGACACCCACCCUGUCACCUUGGCUGGGAAGCUCAUUGCCAGCUCCUGCAUCAUCUGUGGUAUCUUGGUGGUGGCUCUUCCUAUCACCAUCAUCUUCAAUAAGUUUUCCAAGUACUACCAGAAGCAAAAGGACAUUGAUGUGGACCAGUGCAGUGAGGACCCACCAGAGAAGUGUCCUGAGCUACCUUACUUUAACAUUAGGGAUAUUUAUGCCCAGCAGAUGCACACCUUCAUUACCAGUCUGUCUUCCAUAGGCAUUGUGGUGAGCGAUCCCAACUCCACAGACGCUUCCAGCAUUGAAGACAAUGAGGACAUUUAUAACACUGCAUCUUUGGAGAACUGUACAGAAAAAUGAGCAGGGACGUCUGUGCCUGGAUCUUGUGUCCCUUCCCGACAAUAGGUUAACACAGCUUUAUAAACCUCAAUGGGUUCGUUAAAGUCAUUUAAUUCUCAGGGUGUACCUUUCAGCCAUAGUUGGACAUUCUUUGCUGAAUUCUGAAAUGAUAGAAUUGUCUUUAUUUUUCUCAGUGAGAUCAAUUAAAUGCCUUGUUCUGAAAUUUAUUUUUUACAAGAGAGAGUUGUGAUAUGGUUUUGGAAAAAAAGGUAAAUGGUAUUGGGUGGGAUUUAUUGCUACGGCUUAUGCAUCAUUCUGUGUCUGUCAUUUACUCACAUUGAGCUAAUUGUAAAUUACUGACAAGUAGAAUCAAAGGUCCAGCUGACUGAAGACUACAUGCAUGUAAGAUCCGCAGAAUGAGACAAUGCAUGUAAAUCCAUGUUCAUGUCUAGACAUGGAAAUUAGGAGCCUAAUAAACUUCCUAAUUCAGUAUGG